Molecule: messenger RNA, 1464 nt
Organism: Cyclospora cayetanensis
Lineage: Eukaryota; Apicomplexa; Conoidasida; Eucoccidiorida; Eimeriidae
Exons: 4
Coding region: 1-1464 (487 amino acids)
Source: RefSeq, a predicted model, not a curated record
AUGUCGGAGGAGGCGCAUGCAGAAAGCCCCCCUGACGCGGGGGCGCAGGACGAGAGCAACAAGCGCCGGCAGGAAGAGAAGCCAGCAGAGGCGGAGAAUGCGCGCGAUGCGGGAGAGCGCACAGCUGAAUCCGUCGAAGGCGGAGUAACAACACCAGCCGCAGCAGCAAGCGGUGCAGAAACGAAUGCGACGGAACCAACAGGGGCUGCUGCCGAGGCGGAGGUUGAAUCCAGUACCGUCAGCCUCAUGCAGCAGCAGAGAGGCCGAAGACCUUCCCCUGCAACGGCUACCCCCAAAAACUCUCCGGCAACAUUCUACGGCAAUAGCAGAGGGGUCUGGCCGCAGUCGCAGCAGCAGCAGGGAGCUGGCGAUUCUGACCCUUUCCGCGAGCUGGCCUACUUCACGCUGCUGCAGCAGGAGCUGCAACAACGACAACACAGUCCUGCAGCCGAAGCGCCCGCCGCUGCAACAGCUUCGACGGCGGCGGCAGCUGCGUCGGAAGCUCUAGCCGAAGGGGCAGCGGAGGCGCACUUUAUCCAGCAGCUAGAGUCCGCUCGUAACUACGAAGACUGCAAACAACUGGUCAUAUCCAUCCUCCCGCGGGCUGCAAGCUCCCCCCAGGUGCAAUCGACCGCCGCAUUGCGACUUGCGAUUUGGGGUAGCCGGGAGUUCAGGGAGUUGCAGCAACAGGAGCAACAGCGCGCUAGGAGGACUGCGCAGACGCAAGCAGAAACAAAUCUGUAUGGCGGUCCUGCACCAGGCAGAGCGCUCUCAGAGGGGCCUCUCUUGGAUUUCCAACUCGACGAACGGUACAUGGAUUUCAAGCAGCGCAUGCGCCUGGCGCUGCAGCAGCUGCUGCAGCAGCUGCUGCGCAAUUCGCACGGCACGCCCUUGACCGCUGAUUGCUUGUGCAACGUCUUAGGGGCAGCCGCGCUUUCAAGGGUGUUGCCUAUGGACUCUAUUCGCCUGGUGGGAGGCGCCCUUAGAGGCUGCCUUCAAAGCCUGACUCCGAAGGAGCUGGUCAGGAUUCUGAGCAACUACGCCAAAUGCAUGCAGCUCGAAGGCGAUGCUCAUGGGGGCAUCAACAUCACGGUCGAGGAUCGUGAUUUCACGCAGCGCAUCAUUCAACAGCUGCUGCGCUGUACAGACACCCCAGCAGAGGGCCUGAAGGCGGAGACCCGCGAAACCCUCACAACCCUAAACCCUAAGGAGCUGACGCAGUUACUUAGGGCCUGUGACAGGCUGUCGCUGGAAUCACCUGAACUGAUGCAGCACGUUGGACAGCUUUCCCUCAAGAAGCAAGCAAAUUUCUCGCCUGACGACUGGGGCACCGUCGUUUGCGUGUUUUCGCGAAUGGGCAUUCCUUUGCGGGGGGACUGCAAGAAGCAAAAGAGGCCAAAACAGAGCAGGGACUGGGAAAAGCCACCCCCUCCGAAGAAACCCGUGCCAAUUAGUCAAUGCUAA